AUGCGCCUCAAAAAAUCACAAAGGGCCGAGUUCUUCGAGGAUGAUCUCCUUGAAGAACCAGCGCCCGUACGGCUUCCGUCAAAACCCUUCCGUCUCCUCGAUCUACCAUCUGAGAUUCGUGAGCGCAUCUACCAUUUCGCCCUCUUCACCCCGUCGCGGAAGAGCGCCCUGAAAAAGAAUGGGACCGUGGGGGCAUCCGCGAAGAAAAGCAAAGCCUUCUCCCCGACGUCGCACCGCAUAGCGUUGUUUCUGGUCUCGCACCGCAUUCACGAUGAGGCCAGUUAUUAUUUCUAUUCGACUCAAAUUUUUCGGCUCUUCCCAGUGCAGGACUUCGCGCGCAUGCCGACCGUCCGCCAACUCCCCCGUCGCCACCGCUCGUCGGUCACCACAAUCGAGUUGAUUCUUGGGAAUAGCUGGACGGCGCCACCGCGAACAUGGACGGUGAAUCAAGGCUUGGGUCUGCACGACAUGACUCUCACACGCACACUAAAGGUGUUUAUAGAAUGUGAUCCCUCACAGCCGAUUUUCGAGGGCUUCCGCAUCUCCAAGGAAUACUAUACCGAGUUUGCGGGGAGGCUCAUGCGGCAGGUCUUGGAGCGGCUGCCGGGCCUGGUUCAGGUCGAAUUCGAUGCCUAUCCCUCAGUGCACAAGAACGGGUCUUUAAUGAGUCGGCUUUUGCAGGAGACUCGGGACGCUCAGAAAAAAGUGCUAUGGGGCCCAGAAAGGGGUUGGGUAGACGAUGAAGAUGAUUAUGAUGAUCCGGGAGAGGAUCCAGCAGACGCUGCCAUUGAUGGUUUGCGUGCCCGCAACCCAGACAUUGAUGUGUUGACUGACUCACUGCAAAAUGUGAGUCUGGAAAUUGAGACCGUGGCAUCCUAG
Messenger RNA from Penicillium canariense, 879 nucleotides. RefSeq lists its product as uncharacterized. NCBI's taxonomy places the organism in Eukaryota, Fungi, Ascomycota, Eurotiomycetes, Eurotiales, Aspergillaceae. The transcript has a single exon. The record is from RefSeq and is a predicted model, not a curated record. Bases 1 to 879 code for a protein of 292 amino acids.